AUGGAGAACGCUGCCUUUCAACCGAGUGGCGAGGACAUAGAGCGAGCGCUCAUGGACCUUGGGCCGCUGCUCGGUGUCACUAUCAAAGAAGAAGCACCUGAUGAGCUGCCUGAUGGUGCAGUCGGACCCGCUGUUGCUCCGGCUCCCAAUCAAAAUGGGUGGCAGGUGGGGAGCGCGGCGGCGGAGGGCGAGGGCGGGGCGGGCGGCGCGGACUCGCUGGCCUCGCCCCGCGCCUCGGCCGCCGCGCGCUGCGUGCUCUGCCGCGUGCCGCUCGCCCACGCGGACGGCACUCCCAAGCUGAUGGAGUGCCUGCACUCGGCCUGCGAGCCCUGCGUCAAGGCGAAGCUCGACGAGAAGCUGUCGGCGAGCCGGGACUUCCUCGGGGCGGCGCGUGUGACGAUCACUUGCCCCACGUGCCGGUUGCAGUGCCAGCCCGCGAACAUGAUCGACCAGCGCUUCGUGCUUGAGAAGAUCGCGGCCGAGCAGGCGGGCAACAACGGGGUGGUGGGCGAGCAGCAGUGCAACAGCUGCGACGACACCGAGCCGGCGACCAGCUACUGCGUGGACUGCGCAGAGUUCAUUUGCGACAACUGCGUCAGCGCCCAUCAGAGGCUGAAGAUCACGAAGGAGCACACGAUCAAGUCGAAGGAGGAGGCGGUGGCGGAGUUGCAGGCGGCGCAGGGCGGGGCGCGCUCCGCCCACGACAUGUUCUGCCGGGACCACCCGCAGGAGCGGCUGAGCCUCUUCUGCGAGACGUGCGACCGGCUCACGUGCCGCGACUGCCAGCUGCAGCACCACCGCGACCACAAGUACCAGUUCAGCACCGAGAUGGCCGCACAGGCGCGCGCCAACAUCUCCGCGCUGCUGUCGGAGGUGAGCUACAAGCGGGUGCUGCUGGGCUCCGCCAUGAAGGUGAUCCGCGACCGGCAACACCUCAUCGCCGAGAAGAAGAAGGCGCUCGUGCACGAGAUCACGCAGACGGUGGUCAAGCUGACGAACGCGAUCAACACGCGCGGCAAGCAGCUGGUGCUGCGGCUGAACGAGGUGUGCGACGCGAAGCAGCGCACGCUCAGCGAGAAGAAGGUGGCGCUCGAGCAGCUCGCCGCCAUCACCGACCACUGCGUGAGCUUCGUGAACGGCGCGCUGCAGCAGGGCAGCGACACGGCCGUGCUGUACAGCAAGCGCGCGGUGUGCGCGCACCUGCAGCGCAUCAAGAGCCGCCGCGCCGACAUCCCCAACCCCGAGAUCCCCGUGCGCAUCAGCCUCGCGCUCGACAAGCUGCCCGACCUCGUCCGGGUGCUGUCGACGAUCGGCGCCAUCGUGGUGGACGGCAAAGUGGACGGCGGGGCGCAGGGCCCGUACCAUCCGCCGUCCGGCACGCCGCCCGCCGCCUCGCAGCCGCAGCCGCAGCCGCCGCCGCAGCACGCGCCGCUCCAGCUGGCGCACCCGCCGCAGCACGCCACGCCGCCGCAGUCGGCCGUGGUGGCGCUGCAGCAGGUCGCCAUGCACCAGUCGUACGUGCAAUCGGUGGGCGGCGUGGGCGGCGUGGGCGGCGUGGGCAGCGUGGGCGCGGCGGGCGCGCUGGUGCCGCUGGGGCGGGGCCGCUCGCACACGCCGCUGCGCCACCCGCACGUCACCUCCACCACGCACCCGCACCACCUGCACGGUAACCCGUCCGCUCGGACGCCGCUCCCGUCGCGACGGCCCCUGCGACUGACCCUCGGUUCUCGUGGCGCAGGCAUGAGCGAGAUGAACCUGCGCGGGCUGCUGAACGCGGGCGGGCAGCGCCGGAGCCACGCGCUGCCGCAGGCGCAGGCCCAGGCCCAGGCCCAGGCCCAGGCGCAGGCGCAGGCGCACGCCAUACACGCCUACCAGCAUAUGCUGGGCGCGUACGGGUACGGCGGCGGCGGCGUGGGCGGCAUGGGCGGCGGAGGGGCGGCGGGUGGCGGGGUGGGCGGCGGCGGCAGCGGGCGGCGCAGCGGCGGCCCGCGCACGCCCUCGCCCGCGCCGCACCUCACGCCGCAGCCCGCCAAGUGGCACAUCCCGCAGCACCAGCUGGCCAACGGCGGCGCGGCCGAGGGCGCAGGCGGCGGUGGGCCGGGGGCGGGGGCGGGUGCGGGCGGGGCGGCGGGGGCGGGGGCGGGCGGCGCCGAGUUCAAGAUCACGCUGAGCCGGCAGCCCGGCACGCCGCGCGCGCCCCCGAUCGUCACCUCCACCAACCCCAAGACGCCCAGCCCCAGCCUCAACGGUGGAGCGUCUGAGCUGGACAAGGUGUGCGCGGAGUCGGUGCAGGACCUGAUGGCCACCAUCGCCAAGCUGGACUCGAACGGCGUGCAGGUGGUGGCGGAGGGCGCCUCGCCCUCGCCCUCGCCCGCCCAGCACGUGCACUCCUCCACCGACGCAGAGAUGCACGCCCACUCGGGCAAACAGCUGGUCGGCUCGGGCACCGGCAGCGGCGACCCCAACGAGGACUGGUGCGCCGUGUGCAUGGACGGCGGCGAGCUCAUGUGCUGCGACAAGUGUCCCAAAGUCUUCCACCAGUACUGCCACAUACCCACCAUCGAGAAGCUGCCCGACGAGACGGAGACGUGGCAGUGCCUGCUGUGCGUGAACUUCGCCGAGCUGGGCGGCGAGGGCGAGGCGGAGGCGUGCGCGGCGGGGGCGGGCGCGCUCAGCCCGCGCCAGCGCCGCAUCGUCGAGCGCAUCACGCUCGAGCUCUACUGCCAGUACGAGCUCAGCCUGCCCUUCCGCGAGCCCGUCGCGCCGACCAACGACCACUACCACUCCAAGAUAACGCGGCCGAUGUGCCUGGACAUGGUGCGGCUGAAGCUGCAGCCGCGCAGUGAGCCGCGCUACACGCACGUCGCGCAGUUCGUCGCCGACUGCCGUCUGCUCUUCCGCAACGCCUACCAUUACAACCCGCCCGACUCGCAACUGUAUAAAGAUGCGAAGAAGCUGGAGGAGUUCUUCGACGCGCAACUGCUGAAGUGGCUGCCCGAGUACGCGUACUGGAGCGGCGAAGGCGAGCCGCCCGCCAAACGCGCGCGCCUUGAC
Molecule: messenger RNA, 3054 nt
Organism: Iphiclides podalirius (scarce swallowtail)
Lineage: Eukaryota; Metazoa; Arthropoda; Insecta; Lepidoptera; Papilionidae
Source: the annotation of a GenBank genome assembly